GAUGUUGGUGAAAAGGUGUAGUGUAAGGGCGACAACUCAUAUAUAAUAUAGCCAAAUAGUUUACUCACACUUCCCUCAACUUCUGCUCCAUCUCGAUCCAAUCCACAGAUCAAAAUGCCAACUCUUACACGACUUGUCGUUUCGCUCUCUCUCGCUACUCUCUUACUCCUAUCCUCCUUCUCUCUCACUCUCUGCAACAAAGCCCCGCAAAACGACAACGACGACGACGACGAAGAUCUCAGCUUCCUCGAGGAGCCCCAUGACGCCACCGCCACUUCUCACCACCACUUCCCAGAUCCCGACCAAUUUGACGACGACGACGGCGACGACGCCGACGACUUCGGGGACUUCUCCGGCUACGACCCCUCCGCCGACGAAGCCUUCGCCGACCCCGCGGUCGACGACAAGGACGUCGUCGUUUUGAAGGAGCGCAACUUCACCACCGUCGUCGAGAACAACCGCUUCGUCAUGGUCGAGUUCUACGCGCCCUGGUGUGGCCACUGCCAGGCCCUCGCGCCGGAGUACGCCGCUGCCGCCACCGAGCUCAAGCCCGACGGCGUCGUUCUCGCCAAGGUCGACGCCACCGUCGAGAACGAGCUGGCUCACGAGUACGACGUGCAGGGUUUCCCCACCGUCUUCUUCUUCGUCGACGGCGCUCACAAGCCUUACACUGCCCAGAGAACUAAAGACGCGAUAGUGACAUGGAUUAGGAAGAAGAUAGGACCUGGUGUGUCCAACAUAACCACGUUGGAUGAUGCUGAAAGCGUGUUGACCUCUGAAAGUAGAGUUGUUUUGGGCUUCCUAAACUCUUUAGUUGGUGCUGAAAGUGACGAGCUGGCUGCAGCAUCAAAGCUUGAGGAUGAUGUCAAUUUUUAUCAAACUGUGGUACCUGAAGUGGCAAAGCUUUUUCAUAUUGAUGCGAGUGCUAAACGCCCUGCAUUGAUCUUGCUCAAGAAAGAGGAGGAGAAAUUGAACCAUUUUGAUGGUGAAUUUGUAAAAGCUGAAAUAGCCGAAUUUGUGUCCUCCAACAAGCUUCCUUUGGUUACAACUUUUACGAGAGAAAACGCCCCAUCAAUCUUUGAAAGUCAAAUCAAGAAACAGUUGUUGCUGUUUGUGACAUCAAAUGAUACAGAGAAGUUCCUUCCAGUAUUUAAAGAAACAGCAAAACUUUUCAAGGGAAAGCUGAUCUUUGUUCAUGUGGAAAUGGAUAAUGAAGAUGUUGGAAAGCCUGUUGCAGAUUAUUUUGGCCUCGCAGGGAAUGCUCCCAAAGUGCUUGCAUACACAGGAAAUGAUGAUGGAAGAAAAUUUUUGCUUGAUGGAGAGGUUACUGUUGACACAAUUACGGCGUUUGGUAAAGAUUUUCUUGAAGACAAGCUAAAACCUUUCCUGAAGUCAGAUCCAGUUCCUGAAAGUAAUGAUGGUGAUGUGAAAAUAGUUGUUGGGAAUAGCUUUGAUGAAAUUGUCUUGGACGAGUCAAAGGAUGUUCUGCUUGAGGUUUAUGCUCCUUGGUGUGGUCACUGCCAAUCCCUGGAACCAACAUACAACAAGCUUGCUAAACAUCUCAGCAGCAUUGAGUCUAUUGUUAUAGCCAAGAUGGACGGAACAACAAAUGAGCAUCCCAGGGCCAAGGCUGAUGGAUUCCCCACUCUUCUCUUCUUCCCUGCAGGAAACAAGACUUCUGACCCUAUUCCUGUUGAUGUGGAUCGUACAGUGGUAGCCUUUUAUAAGUUCCUCAGGAAACAUGCAUCAAUCCCAUUCAAGCUCCAGAAACCCACCUCAACCUCUAAAUCCGGUAGUGGGAGUUCUGAUGUCAAGGAGAGCCAAAGCAGCAGCACCGACGUGAAAGAUGAAUUGUAAGUUAACUGACAUAUGUAUAAAGAGAUAUGAUUCAGGCAGGUGAUAACGACGUGAAAAGGUGCUUUAGCAAAGAAAGUGACAUAAUGAUUGGGUGAAAAAAACUAUUUUCCCUCACCCUGACCAAAAGACAAAUAGCCAAGAAAAGGGUGGCGAAGAAACGAGGCAACAAAUGUAUUAGCUUCUUCCAACUUUUACAUGUUUGAGUAUUAGGAUUUUGGGUGAGACUUUAAUUUAAAAAAAAAAUGCCUCGAAAUUAAUUUUAUCUGCCUCCAAUUUUACUUUUCCUAAA
Molecule: messenger RNA, 2146 nt
Organism: Cajanus cajan (pigeon pea)
Lineage: Eukaryota; Viridiplantae; Streptophyta; Magnoliopsida; Fabales; Fabaceae
Product: protein disulfide isomerase-like 1-4
Biological process (GO): response to endoplasmic reticulum stress; protein folding
Cellular component (GO): endoplasmic reticulum
Molecular function (GO): protein disulfide isomerase activity
Source: RefSeq, a predicted model, not a curated record